UUUCGUUGAACGGAUAAAGAAGUGUGAGAACCCCUCAUCAACUGUUUUUGAUCAGCAAAUUCAUUUCAGUGAGUAAACGGUGUCUUUUAUGAGUAAUCAAAGGCAGCAGAAGCCUACGCUAACAGGCCAGCGUUUUAAAACUAGGAAAAGAGAUGAGAAGGAGAGAUUUGAUCCUACACAGUUUCAGGAAAGCAUUGUACAAGGACUGAACCAAACUGGCACUGAUUUGGACGCAGUUGCAAAAUUCCUUGAUGCCUCUGGAGCCAAACUUGAUUACAGGCGCUAUGCAGAGACCCUCUUUGACAUCCUGGUGGCUGGUGGAAUGCUGGCCCCAGGAGGCACUUUGGCUGACGACGUGACCCGAACGGACUUUUGUCUGUUCACUGCACAAGAAGACCUCGAGACCAUGCAAGCAUAUGCUCAGGUAUUUAACAGGCUAAUCAGGCGUUACAAGUACCUGGAGAAAGGUUUCGAAGAAGAGAUUAAGAAGCUGUUGCUGUUCCUAAAAGGAUUCACAGAGUCUGAGCGCAACAAGCUGGCCAUGUUGACCGGCAUCUUACUGGCGAACGGGAACAUAUCUGCCUCAAUCCUAAGCAGUCUCUUCAAUGAGAACCUUGUUAAAGAAGGUGUCUCUGCAGCCUUUGCUGUGAAGCUGUUCAAAUCAUGGAUCAACGAGAAAGACAUUAACUCAGUUGCUGCCAGCCUCCGAAAAGUUGGCAUGGACAACAGACUAAUGGAGCUGUUCCCUGCUAACAAGCGAAGCUGCGACCACUUCUCAAAGUAUUUCACCGACGCUGGGCUCAAGGAGAUUUCAGACUUUGCUCGAAACCAGCAGUCCAUCGGAGCCCGCAAGGAGCUUCAGAAGGAACUUCAAGAGCAGAUGUCUCGUGGCGACUCAUUUAAAGAUAUCGUCGUUUAUGUCAGGGAAGAGAUGAAGAAGACCAACAUUUCAGAGCAGACCAUGGUCAGUAUUGUGUGGAGCAGCGUGAUGAGUUCUGUUGAGUGGAACAAGAAGGAGGAACUUGUUACGGAACAAGCCAUUAAACACUUGAAGCAAUACAGUCCUCUCCUGAAGGCAUUCACCUCCCAGGGUUUGUCUGAGCUCACCCUUCUGCUUAAGAUCCAGGAGUACUGUUAUGACAAUAUUCACUUCAUGAAGGCCUUCCAGAAAAUCGUGGUAUUGCUCUAUAAAGCGGAUGUUUUAAGUGAAGAGGCAAUCCUUAAAUGGUACAAUGACGCUCAUCUUGCCAAAGGGAAGAGUGUUUUCCUCGAGCAGAUGAAGAAGUUUGUGGAGUGGCUUAAAAAUGCAGAAGAGGAGUCAGAGUCGGACGAGGAGGAGACGGACUGAAGCUCAAAUCAAGAUUCUUCGUUUUAAAAUAGAAGUAGCAGCAGGAGUAGUAGAGCGUUUUGCUAUGGAAGUGCUUGUCUUUCUGUUUUUGUUUUUUUUUUUUGUUUGUUUUUUUCCUAUUCUACCUCCUGUACUCAAACUGUAAUGCCUACAUGUAAGUUAAGGGCUUUAUAAAAAAAAUUUCAUUUUAAACCUUUUUUAAUUGAACAAAAAUAAAGCUCCCUCUUCAUAAAGUGCAAGUCAUAAAUUUAUGAUCCCGUCUCUUAAUAGAUGGACUGUCUAUGGCUGCUUUCGGAAUUUAUUAUUUUAAUAUUUAAGUGUUUUUAGUUUUUUUUAAUUAACUUCUCACCCUAUAAUGAGUUAUCUGUGAAAUGUAUUCACAUUUUAAGGGAUUUUUAUUGUCUGUUCUGUUCAUUAUGCUUUUUUGCCAAAGUCACUUGAUGGGUUAAUUUUUUUUUUCCCCCCCUCUCUUGUCAUUAAGUUGAAAAACUAUGUUUGGAGAAAAAAAAAAAAAAAAGCCUGUCAGGUGGGUGUGAAAUCACCGUGGAACUUGUCAGUGACAAAACGCCAGCCUUUAAGUUGAUAUUUUUCGUUUUCUUUGUCAACGGACUUUUUUUAAAAAUAAAGUGAACAAAAUGCCCUUUUA
Molecule: messenger RNA, 1994 nt
Organism: Chanos chanos (milkfish)
Lineage: Eukaryota; Metazoa; Chordata; Actinopteri; Gonorynchiformes; Chanidae
Product: basic leucine zipper and W2 domain-containing protein 1-A
Exons: 12
Coding region: 89-1348 (419 amino acids)
Cellular component (GO): cytoplasm; membrane
Molecular function (GO): protein binding
Source: RefSeq, a predicted model, not a curated record